Messenger RNA from Saccharomyces kudriavzevii IFO 1802, 519 nucleotides. RefSeq names its product Lsm1p (gene LSM1). Gene Ontology annotation, molecular function: RNA cap binding. The record is from RefSeq and is a predicted model, not a curated record. Gene Ontology annotation, cellular component: Lsm1-7-Pat1 complex; P-body. Lineage: Eukaryota; Fungi; Ascomycota; Saccharomycetes; Saccharomycetales; Saccharomycetaceae. The transcript has a single exon. The coding region runs from base 1 to 519 and encodes 172 amino acids. Gene Ontology annotation, biological process: deadenylation-dependent decapping of nuclear-transcribed mRNA.
AUGUCAACAAAUAGUAGGGAGAGAAACCAACCCAAUCAGGAUAAUAAACGACAACAACAAAGUUUCUCCAAGAAAAUCUCAGAAGGUGAAGCGGAUUUAUAUCUCGAUCAAUACAAUUUCACUACCACCGCAGCUAUUGUAAGUUCAGUAGACCGUAAGAUCUUUGUUCUUUUGCGUGAUGGGAGAAUGCUGUUUGGUGUAUUGAGAACCUUUGACCAAUAUGCGAACCUGAUUCUACAAGAUUGUGUGGAGAGAAUAUAUUUCAGCGAGGAAAACAAAUACGCUGAAGAGGACCGCGGUAUAUUCAUGAUUCGUGGCGAAAAUGUUGUCAUGCUAGGUGAAGUAGAUAUCGAUAAAGAAGACCAACCGCUUGAGAUCAUGGAACGUAUACCAUUCAGGGAAGCUUGGCAAAUCAAGCAACAAAAUGAUGAAAAAAGAUUCAAAGAAGAAACUCAUAAGGGCAAAGAAAUGGCCCGUCAUGGUAUCGUCUACGAUUUCCACAGAUCCGACAUGUACUAA